UAGAUUUCUACGGUUAGUGGUCCGUGACACCCUCCGUGCGGGAGCGAUGGUUAAACACAAAUCAAAGUGGUUUUUAAUAAGUUACCUGAGUAAUAACCAUUCGAAGUCCGGCAAAUGCGUGCUGUGGCCAGUCAUAUAGAUCUCCAAUAGUCGUCACGUCAACAUGGCGCGCCGUCCAGAGACCGUGCAAUUUUUGGCUGUCAUCGUGAUCGUCGUACAACAUUUGACUCAUUUGGUCGAAUGCGAAGAUAAAAGAGUCGUUAUUUUCAUGCCCCGUCGGAUCAAGACGGUGCACCAUCACCAUCACCACGUGGUGCUGAUGGACCCAAAGACGAAAACGAUGAGGCACACAAAACCAUACUUAGAUAAGUCGUUGUCGUCGUCGAUCACGUCCUCGUCUGCCGAGGUAGACUACCAGCAGCAACGGGACCGCCAUCGUCAUUAUCAACGCCAACGACAGCAGCAGCAGCAACAGCAGUAACAGCAGCAAUCUGAGGAAGCCGAAAGUCAUCCUCUGUCAUACUUCCACCAGCGAACAACGGUGAGGACCGGUGACCCGAACACUGUGCAGUAUCCUGUAUCGCAAAUGCAACCUGCAGUGAUGCAAUUGCAGCCUUUUCAGACGUACUCAAGUUGGCCACCCAGGCAGAAGAGGUCCAAAGUCAUUGCCAGACUGCUGUACACCCAUGAUGAUUGAAUCCGUUUCGUCGUAUUGAAAAUGUAUUUAUUUUCCACAAUCAUCGUCCGUUUCAUUUAAAGCACAACGACCCCUGCUGCAUUUAAUUUCAAAUUUUCACGGUUGUAUACCAUAAUAAUAAUAUAUUAUUCCUUUAGUGUGCAUUUAGGUAGGGUAUAGAUCGGGGGUGCUAUGGCGUCAAAUCAUUAACGGAUAUUAUAAUAUUUAUAUUUAGAGCAAACAAUGUUAAAUAAUAUAAAACUCGAUAAUAGUAUUUCGUUUCUUUCGAAAACUCGGUAAUGUCUCACAACAUUCAAUUUUCAAGGCACUUGAUGUGUAUGAUUACCAUUCCACACUAACCUCAUAAAAGUUGUUUUAAGUACGUAUAGAUCGAUGUCUGGCAAUUUGUUAAAUAUCUACAAUAGAUUGAGUAUUCCCAAUAGCAAUGUUUUUUUAAAAUUAUUCUCGACUAUCGCCAUUGGGUUAAUAUAAUAAUAACAUUUGUAGUAAUAUAAAACAUUAAAACAUUUGAUAAUUUUUCAAAAAGUCAAAAUAACAGGUCUAUAUUAUAAUAAUAUUGGCUUUAUGGAGUCGAUACCACAUUACCAUUGCAUAUUAAAUUAAUACCAGAAAAUAUAAUAUAAUGCCCAUAAAUAUAUCUAGGUUCUAUUAUAUUGUAAUACUAAUGUAUAAUCAUGUUACAAAAGU
Messenger RNA from Myzus persicae (green peach aphid), 1384 nucleotides. Its product is annotated as forkhead box protein P2-like. The record is from RefSeq and is a predicted model, not a curated record. The transcript has 3 exons. Lineage: Eukaryota; Metazoa; Arthropoda; Insecta; Hemiptera; Aphididae.